AUGUCGGAUACUGGUUCAAAGGGUAAAACCCUUUAUGAUAAAAUUUUUGAUGCUCAUCUUGUCCAUAGAGAUGAUUCGGGUUCUUAUUUAAUUUACAUCGAUAGACAUCUGGUUCAUGAAGUUACCUCUCCUCAAGCUUUCGAAGGUUUGAAAAAUGCUGGAAGGAAAGUUAGAAGAAUUGAUUGUACUUUAGCUACUGUAGAUCAUAAUAUACCAACAGUUUCAAGGAAAAAUUUCAAGUCAACAAAGACUUUUAUUAAACAGUCUGAUUCAAGGCUACAAGUUGAAACUUUAGAGAAUAAUGUGAAAAAUUUCGGUGUAAAAUUCUUUGGUAUGACUGAAUCAAGACAAGGUAUUGUUCAUGUUAUUGGUCCUGAGCAAGGUUUUACUCUACCUGGCACUACUGUGGUUUGUGGCGAUUCUCAUACCUCCACUCAUGGUGCUUUUGGUGCUUUAGCCUUCGGUAUUGGAACUUCAGAAGUAGAACAUGUAUUGGCCACUCAAACCAUUAUUCAAACAAGAUCCAAAAAUAUGAGAAUAAAUGUAGUAGGUUCUUUGAAAAACGGAAUCACUUCGAAAGAUUUGAUUUUACACAUAAUUGGUGUCAUCGGUACUGCUGGUGGUACUGGUUGUGUUAUUGAAUUUGCAGGAGAGGCUAUAGAAAAGCUAUCAAUGGAAGCCCGUAUGUCAAUGUGCAAUAUGUCAAUUGAAGCAGGUGCAAGAGCAGGUAUAAUUAAACCAGACCAAACCACUUUCGACUACGUUAAAGGUAGACCAUUAGCUCCAAAUGGUGACGAGUGGGAAAAAGCUGUUGCUUAUUGGAAAACUUUAUAUACAGAUGAUAAUGCAAUCUUCGAUAAAGAAGUUACCAUUUUGGCAGAAGAAAUUGUUCCAACUAUCACUUGGGGUACUUCUCCUCAAGAUGCACUUCCAAUUUCUGCUUCCGUUCCAGAUCCAGCUAAUAUAGAUGAUCCAAUCAAAAAAAUGAGCAUGGAGAGAGCUUUGAAAUACAUGGGUUUGGAGGCCAACACCCCACUAAAAGAAAUAAAAGUCGAUAAAGUAUUUAUUGGUUCUUGUACAAAUUCAAGAAUUGAGGAUCUACGAAACGCAGCAGCUGUAGUCAAAGGGAGGAAAAUAGCUCCAAAUAUUAAAAGAGCCAUGGUGGUUCCUGGUUCUGGUUUAGUGAAAAAACAAGCUGAAUCCGAAGGUCUAGAUAAAAUAUUUUUAGAGGCUGGUUUUGAGUGGAGAGAAGCAGGUUGCUCGAUGUGUCUGGGUAUGAAUCCAGAUAUCUUAGAUCCACAUGAAAGAUGUGCUUCAACUUCAAAUAGAAAUUUUGAAGGUCGUCAAGGUGCAUUAUCCAGAACCCAUUUAAUGUCACCUGCUAUGGCCGCAGCUGCUGGUAUACAUGGUCACUUUGUAGAUAUUAGAGAAUUUGAAUACGAAGAUAAAGAUAGUCCAAAAAUUUCAGUAAAUGGUGGAAAAGACGAUGAAGCUCUGCAAGAGUCGGUAUAUAAGCAUGAGAAGGAGCCAGUUCAGCCUACUGAUGCACCAGAAGAAGUUGCAGAAGAUGAAAUAGAUGAUAUUCCUAUUUCGACUACUACAAAGAGUGAUCCAGCUCCAUCGGGAAUGAAGCCAUUCACUGUUUUGGAAGGUAUUGCAGCUCCAUUGGAUAAACAAAACGUUGAUACGGAUGCUAUCAUUCCUAAGCAGUUCUUGAAAACUAUAAAAAGAACUGGUUUGAAGUCCGGAUUAUUCUAUGAAUGGAGAUUUGCAAAGGAUGACGAAGGCAAUGAUCAGGAAACAGAUUUCGUUUUAAAUGUUGCACCUUAUAGAAAAGCUGAAAUUCUGGUUGUUACAGGUGACAACUUUGGUUGUGGUUCAUCAAGAGAACACGCGCCUUGGGCUUUAAAGGAUUUUGGUAUUCAAUGUAUUAUUGCACCAUCUUUUGGUGACAUUUUCUACAAUAACUCCUUCAAGAAUGGAUUACUUCCUAUAAGAUUGGAUCAAGAUGUAAUUUUACAAAAAUUAAUUCCAAUUUCUAGGGAAGGAAAGAAUCUGGUAGUUGAUCUACCUAAACAACAAAUAUUGGAUUCCGAUAAUAACAUUCUAGUAGAUCAUUUUGAUGUAGAGGAGUUUAGAAAGCAUUGUUUGGUAAACGGUUUGGAUGAUAUUGGUAUUACAAUGCAAAAGGAUCAAUUCAUAUCUAAAUAUGAAGAAAUGAGAAAAAGAAAAUUCUCAUUCCUUGAAGGUGGUUCUACAUUAAUUCGUCCAAUUGUGGGUACAAAAAAGAGUCCAUAUGGUGUCCAGGUACAAGAAUGGUAG
Molecule: messenger RNA, 2322 nt
Organism: Vanderwaltozyma polyspora DSM 70294
Lineage: Eukaryota; Fungi; Ascomycota; Saccharomycetes; Saccharomycetales; Saccharomycetaceae
Gene: LEU1
Product: 3-isopropylmalate dehydratase LEU1
Exons: 1
Coding region: 1-2322 (773 amino acids)
Biological process (GO): L-leucine biosynthetic process
Cellular component (GO): 3-isopropylmalate dehydratase complex
Molecular function (GO): 4 iron, 4 sulfur cluster binding; 3-isopropylmalate dehydratase activity
Source: RefSeq, a predicted model, not a curated record